CGCGUCUCCACUAGUCGCCAAUUGUCCAUUUUCGCACGUAGAUGAAUUUCGAAAGGCUUGAGAAAAAAUUCGAACAAUUAUCAUAACUAUGUUGAAAAUCACUAUAUAUGGAUGUCAUCAUGAGUGCCGCAUAAAGUUUCGGGCGAUUAUACAAGUAUAGUGUCGCGAAUAUGAACCGCUGGUGUAUCAGCGCGUUCGUUAAUCGGCGAGCAACAACUGCUGCGUUUACACGAAUUUCGGGAGUGUCGAAGAAAAGUAUCGGUCGUAGUUUUAUCGUGAUUACGUUCUGUUUUUAAUGUUGUGAGUUUCGCGAGUGAUAGUGAGUAUACUAAAUGUAUUACCGCAUGUAAAUAUUCGCGGGAGUGUCGAAAAAAGUAUCGGGCGAUUGCUAAAUUUAGAUUGUCGCGAGUGCCGUGAGUGAAUGAUGAUUAAUCAUCGAGGGAAAAUCGAAUCUUUGGAUACGAAAUGGAACGGGCAGGACAUCAAUGGACGGAAGACAAACAGCGGCACGACGACUGCGAGGAAUGCGAAAGUCGAGGAUAUCUGAGACGCCGAAUGGGGUUGCCCAGGAAGCGAGCGGUUCUGCUGGCGAUUUGUCUUUUGGCCACUUGCACGGCGGGUAACAACGUGAACGAACCACCCAUCCUGGAGGCUGGAGGAUACCCUACGGGCUUGCCGCUCUCGGAAUCGACCAAGGUCGGAAAACAGGUGUUCAUGCUGAAGGGCCACGAUCCCGAAGGAUCGCCCGUGAAAUAUGGCAUACAACUCACGGACCAUUUCGUCGUCAACCCGCGCACCGGUGUCAUCACUCUGGCGAAGCCGCUCAAUCGCGAGGAGAACGACACGAUACGCUUCCGAGUGACUCUGGAGGACGAGGUGCCCGCGGGACAGCAGCCGAACAUCGUCGGCGUGGACGCGUACGUGAUUGUACUGGACGAGAACGACAAUCCGCCGCACUUCCUGGGAGUGCCGUACGAGGCGGUCGCCGAGGAGGACACCCCGGUCGGCUCGACCAUACUACCGGGCAUCAGGGUCGUGGACCCUGACCUGCUGGGCGACAUCAUAGAGCUAACGUGUGUCCCGCAGCCACAGUUUCUGGACGCCUGCGAGAAGUUCGGCAUCGUCAACGUCGAGAAGAGUCAGAACACGUAUGUGGGCGCUUUGGUGCUGCGGCAGUCUCUCGACUACCAGGAGAGACCUUUCUACCAGCUACUGCUGCGAGCAAGCGACGGUCUGAACAAUGGAACCACCGGCGUGGAGAUCAAGGUGGCGGACAUUCAGAACAGUCCGCCGGAAUUUCUGGACUCGCUAACAGGUGUAGUGCGCGAGGACGAUCCCAUCGGGACUCUUGUGAUGACCGUAAAGGCACGAGAUGGUGACAGAGGCAUGCCGCGGAAGAUGUUCUACGAAUUGGUCACAAAUCCGUUCGAUUACUUUCUGCUGGACGAUGACACGGGCGAGCUGAGGACGGCGAAGCCGUUGGACAGAGAGGCGCUGGAGAACUCGACGGGCGUGCUCACGCUGAUCGUGAAGGCCCGCGAGCUGAUCAACGGCAUACCCGGCAACGAUGAGUUGACGGUAUCGACGGCCGAGGCGACCGUGACGAUUAAGGACGUCAACGACGAGCCGCCCACGUUCAAUCGGCGCGAGUACAACAUCGAGAUUCCGGAAAACGUGCCGGAUGGCACGCCAUUGCCGCACCUGGACAUGACGGUGAAAGACCCGGAUGUGGGCAUAAACUCCGUGUUCUCCCUGCGCCUGGAAGACAUAACUGGUGCGUUCACGGUGGAGCCGGUCCUGGCGACCGGCAGCACGUCCGUGAACAUUCGAGUUACGAACGGCUCGCUCGAUUACGAAAAUCCUAAUCAACGGAAAUUCAUUAUCCUGGUCGUCGCCGAGGAAAGUCCCACGUACACGGCCGCGGUGUCCGAGACGGCGGCCCCAGGGAGCCCAAUUAUAACAAUCACAGCGAAGGAUCGCGACAGCGAGCGCUUCGGCACCGCCGGCAUAGUCUACCAAUUACUUGGCCAGGGCGCGGAGCACUUUGCGAUCGACAAGAAAAGCGGUUCCAUCACCGUUGCGCCCUGCCUGACACCCGGCACGUCGCCCUGCCUGGAUUACGAGCAACAGAUGGAAUACUUUCUCACCUACAAGGCGACGGACGACAACGGCGAAGGGCAAACAACGAGCGUAUCGUUGCGCAUCAGUCUAAUAGAUGCGAACGACAGUCCGCCGCGCUUCCUGCAGGACAAAUAUCGCGCGGUGGUGGACGAGGGCGCCGAGAAGUUCGAGCCCGAGCUGAAGGUGCAGGCGCGCGACAAAGACAAGACGUCCAAGAUCACGUACGCCCUGGUGGGCGGUAACGAGCUCGGGCUGUUCGCCGUCGAUUCGGACACCGGCGAAAUCACCAUCAAGAGCCCGGUCGACAUGACCUUCGAUGACUUCGCCAUUAACGAGACCACUGGCGUUGUAACCGUGUCCCGGAAAUUGGACUACGACGAGAAGAAUACAUAUCACGUGGAAGUCAUCGCGUUGGAUAAAGGAACACCGAGUUUAACUGGAACGACGACGUUGAUGAUCGAAGUGGAGAAUAGCAACGACAAAGCCCCGUAUUUUACGCCUGAGACGCAACGAGCUGAAGUUACGGAAGACACGCCAAUCGGCACCGUUUUCGCAACAUUGAAAGCCACCGAUCCGGACAGCACGAAUCUCGAAGCUUUGAACUUCGCCAUUUCCGAGCCAAUCACUGCUAUUGACAGAAACGGCCAGCGAGUGAACGACAGCAAGUCUUUUAAGGAUUUCUUCGCAGUCGAUCGUGCUACCGGACAAGUCUCCGUCGUUCGAGCUCUGGAUCGUGACGUAGCGGCCACAGUAAGCGUCACGAUCGUCGUGAGCGACACUACGGCACCCACAUUACAGCAAGGACGAGGUAAACUGGUGGUCACUAUUAUCGACGUGAAUCAUAUGGCGCCGGAGUUCUUGAAGCCGUGGACCCGAGAAAAUCCUCGAUAUCUGAUAGAGAUGCAAGAGGAGCAACCCACUGGCGCCGUCGUGGGCGCUUUCACGGCGAUGGAUGCUGAUAGUAACAUAGCGGGAUACGCCAUCGAUCCGCCGAGCCCUUACUUCAAUAUUGAUAAUAUUACCGGAAUCGUAAGAACCAGCCAAGUAAUUGAUUACGAAGAAACGAAGCAACUAGAAUUCACAGUAAUCGCUUAUGACUCCGGAGUGCCCCAGCUUUCCGCGACUGCGAAAGUCACCGUUACCGUGAUCAACGUGAAUGAUCAAGAUCCGAAAUUCGAGAAGGAGCUGUACAAUGCGACGGUGAAAGAGAACUCUCCACCUGGCACUCGUAUUACCGUCGUGAAAGCCACGGACGGCGAUGAGGGAGUUUUCGGUGAUAUCAGUUACAAUAUAAUUGGCGACCAAGCUGGUGACUUCAAUAUUGGGCGCCAAACCGGAGAAAUCACCGUGGGCGCUGCCACGGUUCUCGACAGAGAGAUGACGCCGGAAAUCACUAUAACGGUGAUGGCCAGCGACGGCAGCGCCCGUGCCAAUUCUCGACGAAGCACCACCGUGCCGGUGGUUGUCAAGUUAAUUGACGUGAAUGAUAACAGACCGAUAUUUUCGCAACACAGCUACAGAGCGUCCGUAGCGGAGAAUUUAUCCGUAAAUCCGCCGGCACCUAUCUUGCAGGUACGAGCUGUAGAUCAAGACGAAGGAACAAACGGCGAGGUCUGGUAUACAAUCAUCAAUGGAAAUGAAAAUGAGUCGUUUUCGUUAAACCGCGAGACCGGCAUCUUGUAUCCUGCGGCUGCUCUCCUCGGCAGAGCCGGUUCUUAUAGAAUUGAAGUCGAGGCACGCGAUGGCGCCGGAAGUGGUCCACAUUCGGACAAAUGUUAUGUCGACAUAAGAGUUACUCCCGUGAAUCAACAUAAGCCGCAAUUUGUAAUGCCGGAAUUGACGAAUGCAACCGUAGAAGUACCAGAGAAUGCGGGUGUCCCCAAUUAUCUAAUAUUAACUGUAAAAGCGCGUGAUAGAGAUCCCGGCGACAAUGGCCGUGUUAGCUAUCACUUGAAGGUCGGAAAUAGGAACGUUCAGGAAACCGAGGAAUUCUCUAUAAAUCAAGAGACAGGCGAGCUUCGAUCGAAAAUUAUCCUCGAUCGUGAAAUCAAGAGCAAAUUUGAACUUGUUCUUGUGGCGGCUGAUCAUGGCAGUCCUACAGCGUACGAGACACUACGCUUAUUGACAGUUCAAUUGGUCGACACGAACGAUAAUGUGCCGCAGUUUUACGAGGAGUACAAUUUCCACGUGUCAGAGAAUCGACCGAAGGAUUAUUUUAUCGGUAAAGUGACGGCAGAAGACAAAGACGAAGGCAGGCACGCCAAAGUUUACUAUUACAUAGAAGCAGGAAACGAAGGAUACGCUUUUUACAUGGACAAAUCCGACGGUAGUAUCUACGCAAACAAGUCGUUCGAUCGCGAAACGAGAGAUAAGUAUGUUCUUUCCAUCCUUGCGUCCAAUGAUCCUGAUCUCUACAUCAAUCCUGCGCAAUCCGGUCGCCCGCUAACUCACCAUCCGGAGCACGGACACGUGAACGUAACAAUAUAUGUGCUGGAUGAAAAUGACAAUCCGCCGAUCUUCGAGCGCAACGAUUAUUACGCCGGGGUGAAUUCCAUGGCGAAUGUAAAUGACUUCGUAACUAAGGUAACGGCGUCCGACCUGGACGUCGGUGACAACGGCACUCUCCAUUAUUACGUUGCCAGCGCAAAUCUUUACAAAUACGGCUCGGAAAAGCCAAGUGGCUCGAUAGUUCCGAGCCCGUUCAACGUUACGCAGGACGGUAAACUCGUUACGAGUGGAUAUAUGGCGGAAUACAAUCAGGACAGAUUUAUCGUCGAAGUAAUUGCCAAGGAGACAGCCAUUCCGGAAAGAUACGCGUUGACAAGAGUUCAUGUAUGGGUGUUUGAACCAUCUCAAUUAAUACGAGUCAUACUAUCCCGGCCGCCAGAGGAGGUGAAUAGCGUGCGCGACGAGAUCGUUUCGGAGUUAUCCAACGCCACGCAAAGCCGGGUUGUAGUAGAUGAUAUUAGGUAUCACGUUGACGCUUCUGGACAUAUCCGCAGAGAAUGGUGUGACAUGUAUUUGCACGUUGUCGAACCGAAGACACAAACCAUCGCGCCAAUUCCUCACGUUCUUAAAGUCAUUGAUGCAAAGUAUGAUUUCUUGAAGCACUACUAUGCUGGAUUUGCCAUCGAAAAUGUUGUGCCGGCAUAUGCUGGAGUCCAAGAAGAACCGUUUGAUCCUGCCCUUGCUGCUUUAAUAGCUCUUUUAGUCGUCUUGCUCGUAGGAGCGGUCACUUUUACGGUAGUUUGUUGCUGCUUACGCCACUGGGUGAUAACUGUGCCAAAUGAUAUACGUAAGAAGGACGGACUGAUUAAGAAACAGAUCAUCGAUGAAUUGAAUACGACAGAGAACCCAUUAUGGAUUGAGCAAAAAUUGAAACUCUACGAAGAGCAGGAGUUAACGAUGCAAGUGUUCAGCGAGCCCGAGGGCGGUCUCGGCGGCGAGAGACGCGGCAGUGGGGUGAGCGUCGGUAUGGGUGACACGUCUCAAGAUAAUACUUACGCCACAAUACAGCAUCCAUUACCUACGAAUAGGCAUCGUCCGACUACGCCAGACUACACGACGCUCCCAGGAAAUCAUAAUUUAUACGAAUCGGCAAUGGGUUUCCAAGGAUCAACAUUCCAGCCUUCUCCGAACGUGAUGCCACAACUAACGCUCGAUCGCGACGGCCAGCCCCAAUUUGUUUCAGGACUAGUAUAAAUCUCUCUGAUAUGCGGGUGCUCUCAGCCCCCUCCUCCUUUCCCUUUCUAUCUCUAAAUAAGCUCCGUCGCCGUACGUUGUACCUCUUUGUCCGCGGCUCUUUUAUAUUGCACGCGCCUCUUCGGAGCGUACUUCGGGCGACUCGCAUGCACACACCUCUUUGACAAUAACCGGGUUGAAUAUGGGUUUGUCCUGCGAGUAGACGCGUGUACGAGAAGAGCUACACGGCAUACGACUUUCGCGAGAUCCGCCCUCUCACUUGCGUGACUACUUUGCUAUUUUCAGUUCAUACUCUUCCGCGAGAGCUUGCGAAGGACUCAAGAUGAAGAGUGACGACGAACGACACAGUCAAUAUUACUGGAGUAAUUAAUCCCUGUAGCUGGUGUGUGCAUGUAUAUAUGUGUGCGUUGCCAACCUGGGGUCCCAUCUGACUCUUCACCGUUAGAUCUACUUUUUAGGAGAAUCAAAAAAAAAAAAAAAAAAGAAAAAAGAAA
This is a messenger RNA of Linepithema humile (Argentine ant), 6317 nucleotides long. The record is from RefSeq and is a predicted model, not a curated record. Lineage: Eukaryota; Metazoa; Arthropoda; Insecta; Hymenoptera; Formicidae.